UGUGUAAACCUUGGAGGCUGAGAAGUGGGCUGAACUCACUGCAGCAUUGAAAUAGUUUAUGCUAGUCUAUUUUUGGUAAAGCUACUUUACUCUGAAGAAUUUAACCCAAAUAUUUGGAAAUGUAUUUAUAAUUGUGAUUUUUAUAAGGGUUUAAACCUAGGAGAUUUAAGAGCUCAGUUGUGAUAAACUUUUGUGAUGUGAGACUUUAUAACUGUGUGUGGAUGCACAUUAAAUUUCCUUGUUGUUAUGGUAAAAUGUUUCACUGUUAAGAAAGCUUGAUUGAAAACAAACUUGAAAAUAAUGUUUCUUCAGCUGUUUAGUGUAGGCCUUAGGGUAAAAAUCGUGUCUUUAAGAGGGAGCAUAUGUUAAGGAUGAUGUGUUAACAGGGAGGCCCAUCUUGUGUGUGAAGAUGGGAGGUUGUAUUGGUGGUAGUAGUAAGUCGGAGGAGCUCAAGUCGGACACUGAAACUGCUGCCCCUAAUGGCUCCUAUGAGAAGCAAGCAGAGAAGAAGGAAGCCAGCAUUCUACCAGACCGUAGGUCCGGACACGUGUACUGUGGUGAGCCUAAAGCACCUGCCAAUCAGCGGUCAGCUGAUGUCAAUACUCAGGGGGGAGGCAGUCCAAAGCCUCCUCGGGAUUUAGAUACAAAGGUGGUCUCAAAUGGAGGAGUAUCUUCUGAUGCAGUGGUGUUACCGUAUGCUCGCGCAGGUGAAAUGUUGAAUAGUACUGAAGCUGAACAACCAAAUGUUACUAUUGUAAGUGUUAUUGACCUAGAUGAUACAAACAAUGAGUCCAAAGAUUCUUUCCCUGAUAUUCACAAAAGCGACACAUCUGUAAAAUGCCAUCCUUCUCCAUUGAUAGGAUCUUUACAUCUUAAAGAGAGUGUUUUGAAGCGUCCAAGAAGUUUAGAUUCCGCAGAUCCUAUAAAGCCAGUAGUAAGACAUCUAGCCUUGACCUAUAGUCCAGCCUUGUUGAAAACUAGACAUCCCCGGAGCUUGCAUUGUAUCAUAGAGCCAAAUGUGCAUGAAUCUGUGAUCUCUAGAACACGACCCCAGAGUAUGGACCUCACAGCCAUGUUUGACUACCACUCACAAGAAUUCCAGGCUCAGAAACUGAAGCGAAUGCUCACUCAAAAAGUGACAAAAAAGCCAAAGGCAGAUAAACAGCAACAUUGCAAUGCAGUAGUGCCUUUUAAUCCUGGACAGGUGAAGUACCUAGACGAGGGUCCAGCACGAUGUUUCCAGAUCAGUCAGAUGCAACAGCGCAAAAAGAAAAACAAGGAACUCAAAAUGAAGGAGGUCGAGUAUCUGAGACAAGCCAUCUCAAAACCAAGAAUGAAGCUGUCAAAAUCUCUGGAAAUAAUGUUUGGUAACUGUGAGCAGUACAUGAAGUAUGACCCAUUGCUGAACGACAAGGUGGCCCAGCCCAGUAAUCCCUGGAUGACAGAGGAUCAGACAAUGUGGGAUAUCAACUGUGACAUGGUUGAAGUGCCGACCGAGAUCCGGCUGCGCAAGUGGGCGCUGAGGUUUGAGGACCUGUUACGUGACGACACAGGGAGGAAUGAGUUUGAGAUGUUCCUGAAGAAGGAGUACAGCCAGGAGAACAUCCGCUUCUACAAGGCAUGUAGGCAACUCGUCACAUGCCCUACCAGCGACGUCAAUAAGUGGAAAACAGAGAUUGAGAAAGAGUUCCUGACCCCCGGUGCAGCCUGUGAAGUGAACAUAGACUGUAAGACACUGGAGAUGGUGCACCAGCAGCUGAAGACAGACAAGGAGGUGUCCAGCAAAACAAGGUACAUAUUCCAGCCAGCCAUGGAGCAUGUCUAUGCUCUCAUGAAGAAGGACAGCUAUGUGAGAUUCCUCCGCUCUGAUCAGUACAAGCUGCUUAUUGAACGAUCACAGUCUGUCUUCACCAAGAAAAGGUUUUUCAACUUUGGUAGUAACCGUAAGAAGGCUCCUAGCCCUCAGGUGCAGCGUCGAGGCAGUGCGUCCAGUGAUGGUGGGGGGGUGGAGGGGGAGCUUGUUGGCGGCCCUGCUUACCACUCAUACAGCACGGGAAACCUCAAGGAGCUCGAUGACAAGCCCAAAACUGCUGUUAGAACGUCAUAUGUAGGCUCUGACAGCAGUAUAUACAUGGGAUCAUACACAGGGUCGUCAAAUUCCCCAUCUCUGCGGCGGCGUACAAAUGACCUUGAAGGCAAGGUAGCCAUAGGCAGUGAUCCUCGUCGGCGUAGCAACCUUGAGGUCCCCCGGUCCUCCUACACUUCUACCAGCACCACAGAUGCAGCCAGGAAGUCAGAGCAUGUGGCGCAGUGCAUCCCCCUCAAUGUCCCGCGCACAAACGUGGUGACACCCUGGGAGGGGGAGUCAUAGACAGCUGAAACCAGCAUGGAGGCCGACACCUGGGCCUAGUAGCUCAUAACACUCUUAAUGGUUAAUGAUCACCAUGUUUAUUGUACUAAUGCACAUGGCUUUGAUAAUCUUCAGUGAAAUCAACAUUGACCAAAAUCAUCAUAAAGUAAUUUUAUAGUGGAGUUCAUGCCAACUUGAUAUUAUUGGCAAAAUGUGUCACUGAACAGUAUUAGCACAAAGUAAUAACCAGGUCAGCAAAUUUAAGCCUUUAAAGUAAACUUUGCGCUUGUCAAGAAAAUAAAUCUGUAUCCAAAACUACGCCAUGGUUACAUGAACGAAAGGUUAAACUAUGGGCAACUGGGUCCAGCUGUAUAGAGAAUAAAUUGGUCCAAUGACCAUGAACAUUUGUUGAAAGGAACUAUGUGUGAAAUAUUAUUUCAAUGGAAUAAACGUUCAAACGUUUAAAAUUUAAAAUGGUCUAUAUUUUAAGAUGGUACUUUAUUUUUAGUUUGAGAACUUUUGUAAUCAAUUGGUCAGAAAUCACGGUUGAAAUAUGAAUGUUAAUUUAACAUCAACAAGAGAUUUUUUUUUAAACAUGCAGAGAAAAGAACAUUUUAACUCUUUCAGUGCUGGAACCGAAUUUUGAAGGCCUUUGCAAACAGUUUGGAUCCAGAUGAGACGCCAUAGAACGUGGUGUCUUCUAUGGCGUCUCAUCAGGAUCCAAACUGUUUGCUAUUCUUAUAGUAUUCUUUGGAAAAAAUCGAAGAAAUGCUAAUUUAAGAAAUUCAGCAGACAACAUUUUAGCAGACGACAAAUUUCCCAGCAUGCAAAGGGUUAAGGUUGACCUAUUGUAUCUGAUAUAAAUAUGAUAAGCAGUUGCAACAGUUUCUCACUGAAGUCUGUUGUAAGGGAACAAUGAAAAUACAUUAAUUUUGUAAUGGGAUAAGAUGAGAAUGAUUGAUUAUAGUUUGCAAUGAAGUGUCAAUUAGGCCUCUGUUUGUUGUUUGUGUAUCUGAUAGAAUACUAGUUUUCAAAAAAUGUCACUUAGGCGUCUGUUUUUUGUAUGUAUGUAUUUGAAUACUAGAUUACAAUGAAGUGUCUUUUAGGCGUCUGUUUUAUUUGUGUAUGUAUCUGAUUGAAUACUAGUUUGCAAUGAAGUGUCACUUUAGGCCGUUGUUGUAUUCUUACAUGUAAAUGAUAGUGCAGGUAAUACUUGUUUGUACUAUGUAUACCUCUGUUUCUUUACUAUGUAUACCUCUUGUCUCUUUUAUGAUUGUGCAAUAUUUGUGACACCAUUAAUAAGUAAAAUAACCAGCAUUGAAAAAGAUUUACCAGUAAUUACUAAUGUCACACUUGCAAUAUUAUUGUAUUUGAUAGCUGUUGAUACAAAGUUUCUUAGCUAAGCACACUCAGAAUAUUUCCUGAGGUGGUAAAAUUUGGAAUAUUGUUAUAAGGGAAAGCUAAAUCCUACUUUGUUUUACAUUUGUAGAUAGAUCUGUAAUUCAUUCUCUUACUGUUAAUACAACCUGACUAUGCACUGGAUGGCGUCCGAGGGUUGGGUGUACAACUGGUUUACCUGAGGAGUAGUUCUAGAUCUGAUCACAUCUGAGGAAUAGGUUAAGAUCUGAUCACAUCUGAGGAAUAGUUCUAGAUCUGAUCACAUAUGAGGAAUAGUUCUAGAUCUGAUCACAUAUGAGGAAUAGUUCUAGAUCUGAUCACAUCUGAGGAAUAGUUCUAGAUCUGAUCACAUUUGAGGAAUAGUUCUAGAUCGGAUCAUAAGGUUCACAGCCUACCCUCAAUAUUUGAACUUUUAAACAAUGCAAGUGUAGAGGAAGUUUUUUUUUCUAAUACAGCUGACACUUAAUUGCCAAGAGUCGCGGGGACCCAGGCAAAAACUGUUGUUGAAACUUUGGGCCAAACUAUUCUUCGUUUGUUAUAACCUUAAUGGAAUGUUAUCUCUUCACUCUACAAAGGAUGAAAUUAUCAAGUUACUGUUGACUGCUGUUCUCAAACCCUUUCAAUAUAGCAUGAAAUGAAGUGUGAAAUUCACACCAAGGUGCAAAAAGUCAUAAGGUAACAAAUUACAUUCCAUUUUCCUGCUAAAUGAUUUCUAUAAUUUGUUAUAUGUUCUUAUAAUCACUUAAAACAAUUUAGUUUUUAUGGUAUUUAUUAGAAUAGGUAAAUAAUAAGUAAUAUAAAGAAAGCAAAUGCAUGUACAAUUUAUAUUAGACGAUUGUAAGGGAAUCUAAGUUAUGCAAACCAUUACAUGAUACAUUUUUAUGUUUAAUGUGUAAAAUAGAAAUUAGUUAUUUAGAAUCAUUCCCACCUGUUGUGGAAUUCCUAGGAAAUUCUCUUGCCAAAAUGUUUGUUUUAUGUUACUUCUCUAUUAUGCAUAUUGCUGUAGUGUACAUGUAUUAUCCACUGCUCUUUACAAGUUAUGUUUAUGUAAGCCUCUGAUUUCUGUUUAACUCUUUCAGUGCUGGAACCGAAUUUCGAAGGCCUUUGCAAACAGUUUGGAUCAAGAUGAGACGCGGCAGAAUGUGGCGUCUCAUCAGGAUCCAAACUGUUAGCUAUUCUGAUAGUAUUCUUUGAAAAAAAUGGAAGAAAAUGCUAAUUUUAGAAAUUCAGCAGACGGCAAAUUUCUCAGCAUGCAAAGGGUUAAACAAUAUGCAUUCAUAUAGUGUACUUGUAUAUUUAACCAUGUGAAUUUCUGAAAGUGUGAUUUGUGGACCCCUACAAAUCUAGGGUAUAAAUCAUGGAGCGGUCUAACAUCUAUGAUAAGGGACCAUCAGAUUACCCAAAUUGAAAACCAUUAUUGUUGGAAUUAGCCCUUGCAAAUGUUGGCCUAUGGAUUAUUACACAUCCAUUUCCUGGAUAUGAUCUGACACUACUAUUUACUUUGUUAUUGAGACUUAACCUGGUUGCAAGAAACUUAAGCAAAUCCAAAGUAUUAUAGAUCUGGUAAAUAUCAUUAUGUUUCUUGAAAUGCACAUUCCAAAUGUUUAAGUAUUGUGUGCGUUGUUUCAAUGUUGUCAUCAACUAGGUGUCAGAUAUCUUACCUGUAUUUGACCUGAUAGUUAACAGUUAACCCUCUGUGUUAUGUAAGUUGUGAUGCACAAUGUACACCGUGUUCAUGCACAGUGCCUUUUUAUGCUGUACCAUACAUGUUUUUUGUACAGAACCAGGACAUGAAGUGUGUUCAAGACAUGUUUAACGCCAUGAUUGCUAGUCCAGGGGAACAAAAUUAAUACAUAGUUGUCAUUUGCUGAUUAUUGAAUAUUUAAAGCUAGGAAGGUUAAACAAGCAAGAGGUGUUCCAAUUGCAUGGCAUGUCAAAUAAUAUUAUUGCAUCAAUACAGUGUUUAAAUAAAAUAAUAUUUGGAACCGAUGUGGGGGAAUCAUCGAAUGACUUAACGGCAUUGUUUGGUUAGAAUUCAGUUUUCUAGAACUUUGGUUAAAAAAACACAGUCAUCAUACAAUGUUGAACCACUAAAUCUCUCUGUUUAUGUGUUGUGCUUGUUAUGGUUUGAAGAUAUUUUAAAACUAGUCUUUCAUUUUAGAAUUGUAGAUUGUGUGCUAGAAAUUGGUCUUAUCCUUGUGAGCAAGGAAUUAUUACUGAAAAUCAAACCACAUAUUAUUUUUGUUGAUGAUUAGAAUUGUUCAUAUUUUAAACAACUGUAUGGGUGUUUCAGAUUGUUUUUACUAUGCUGGUGCAAUAGUUAAUUGUUUUUUUAUUGACUGAGUACAAUAGGUGUGCAAUAUCCUGAUAGUCUGAAUAUAUACAUGCUUUAAAUUCAUCAUUUACUUUGAACAUUUGUGGCUUUGUUUUCUGCAAAAAUAUCAGCAUUUGAUAGUCGAUCUGAACAGUAUAGCCUUUAAGAACAGUGGUUAAAUGUGAAGAAAAGUCUAUGAUGUGUUAAUGUUGUUAUAAUUUCAUAGCCUUGUUUAUGAAAUUAACUUUAUAUAAUGGCCUGAUUUUGCUGCCAUGUUGCUUUAUAGUGUGACUAUUCAACAGUUUGUUAGAGCUAUACCUUAUGUUGUUUUACUUCAUAGCUUGACUAUGUAUCCAGUAUUUAGGGCUAUACCAUUCACCCACUUGUCUUCAGCAGAACACAGGGAAAGGAUUGCGUGCAACAUGUGCAUAUCUCUGCAAAUACUAUUGCUACUCAAUGGAAACUUCACACUUGUCUUUGGAGUCUUAUAAUAAGUGAUCAAAACCUGACCGUUUUUUUUCAGCAGAAAUACAUGUAUGCCCAUUCUGUAUUAAGAUACUGUUAAUAGUUGCAUGGAUCUACAAUGCAUCUAAAACUAUUUAAGUAUUCUACAGAUUCUGUUUUUCAAGUGAAACCUAGCAUGUAUAUGUCACAGGACAGAGUGAAUAGUUGAGUAUGUUGGCAUGGCUAAUGUUUGUUAAAAUGCUCACUUUAUAUUCAUGACAUUAUAUAUAUAAAAAAUUGUACCAUUUUAUAUCAAUCGAACAAUUUCACUGUUUUUGGCAACUUUAGCCAUUUGUGUUUUCUUGUCCUGUCUAAGAUACAUAAAAUGGAUUAUUUUAACCUCAGUUUUACAUGCAACUUUAAAGGCAAAAGAAAUAAAACCCUGUUUUUGAAUGAUCUCAGUUUGGUGCUUACCAUGCCUUUUGUCUCGACAAGAAAGACACAUGUUCUGUUUUACUUUAACAUUUGAAAAUCAGAUGUUUCAGAAUAUAUUGUAAAUACAAUAUGAUUAUGGUCUAAUUUAAAUGUGCACAAAAUAAAUAACUUUAGUGUUUACAGCGUUUUUUGCAUAUUUUUUGUUAAGACUAUUGAGAAGAUAUUUGUGUAAAUUUAACUACGGCAUUUGUGAUUUGACUGGAUAAUUUAUCACAUCAUUUAAUUGAAAUCAUUUUUUGCUUAUAAGUCUAAUCAAAGGCAGUUGGCACGUUGUGUUAGUUCUUACAAUUGCGUUUUUGGCCUGCUUUAGAUGAAAAAGAAAAUCUUUGAUACAAAAUAAUCUAUGUGCCUAUAUAAGCAGUUGUAAAAUGUGUUACUUAAUCAUAGGACAUGGCUGUUCAUUUGAAACAUAUCAUGCAGUAACAUUCCAAUCCUGUGUGCCAUAGUUAAAAGGAAACAAAAGUCAACCAAAGUCAAGGGCAGAAUGAUCCUUGCUUGUCUUAUGGACUUAUUUUUGUCAGGUAUGUCAUCAGAAAAAAAAACAAUGUACAAUGUUCAAGUUGUUCCAAUCUGCAAUAUUAUAAAUUUGUAUUUUUUAGCUCAUCCAAGCACAGAGCGUGGCAUAGGGCAUCAUGUGUCGCCAAAUUUAAGCUUGCUAUUGCACUAGAGGCCACAUUUUCACCCAACCUUAAUAGAACUUCAGAAUGUUUAUCUUUACAAUAUCAAAGCUGACAUUAAUCCUGGGUAACGUUUGUCCAAAAACUGGGUCACUAGGUCAAAUGUUAGACAAACCUUGUUAACACUCUCAUAGCCACAUUUAUAACUUUAUAGUGAUGAAACUUUGUGAGAAUGCUAACAAUAUCUAGGAAGAGUUCAAAUCUGGUUCACAUGCGUCCAAAAACUAUGUCACUUUCCAAAUCUUACAAAAAAAAACAUUUAGGGCAUGGUGGAACACAGGAAAUGCUCAAAUCUGUGUCAAGUGAGUCCAAAAACUAGGUCUUUGGGAAAAAUUUGACUAUAUUACCUUAACUCCAGCUAGAACUCCAUGGCCUUUUGUUUCAAUUUAGAAUGUAUAGUUUGCAACAAGAACAGUUAAAAAAUACAGUUAAACGUAACGCAACUUACAACUACCUUACUUGAAACCGUUUCAGGAACGAAUGGGCAUAGAAAUGAUUUCAUGUACUAUCCUCACACAAGUCAUGUUCACAACGCUUCUACAGGAAAGCUUGAGCUGUUUGUAAGACUGAGCAUUUCUGAUGUCAAAUGUUGAACAUGUUAGAAGUGUUCCUAAUUUCUUGAUGUAAAAAUGACAGAACAAUCUGUAAACUUGUUUUCCCUCAAGAGUUUUCGUAAAUACAUUCUCAAACCUUCCCACCAUGUGCACAUAUUAUUCUAAACUUUGUAAUGUUCUGACAGCGUGUUUAUGUCGAGUCAUAACUUUUUUGUUUUACCACCUUAACUACAUUAUUAGGUGGAAGAACAAUUUGUAUAUAAGAAAAGCAACAUAGCCUAUCUUAAUAUUUUUCAAUAGCAAUCUGUUAAUAAGCAUUGACUUCUGCGAAGAUCUAUCAAUGAGCAUGUAUAUUGAUAAUCUUUGCCUGAUAUCAUUUGAGAUGUGAUUAAUAUUCAUGAAAAAGAAAAGUUUCACCAUUGGUCUUUAUUCUAAAGUAUUGUGUAUAUGAACGGCGUUAUAUGGGCCCUCAAAUGAUGUCCGGAGUAUCAGAUAAUGUGCUCAAGCAGUCUUCUUGAUGACUUGUUGCCUCGGUGUCCUUUUACAUGCCAUAUUUCUGUUAUUUUGUUUCCCAUCUUGCCCUCUGUUUACUCAUCUGUUACUUUUAUACUGUUAUUUAUCUAUGUUUGAGUAGACAGCAAAUAAACACAAACAAAAG
This is a messenger RNA of Dreissena polymorpha, 8890 nucleotides long. Its product is annotated as regulator of G-protein signaling 6-like. The record is from RefSeq and is a predicted model, not a curated record. Gene Ontology annotation, biological process: G protein-coupled receptor signaling pathway; regulation of G protein-coupled receptor signaling pathway; intracellular signal transduction. Lineage: Eukaryota; Metazoa; Mollusca; Bivalvia; Myida; Dreissenidae. The transcript is spliced from 10 exons. Bases 410 to 2371 code for a protein of 653 amino acids.